This is a messenger RNA of Aureobasidium musti, 641 nucleotides long. Lineage: Eukaryota; Fungi; Ascomycota; Dothideomycetes; Dothideales; Saccotheciaceae. The record is from the annotation of a GenBank genome assembly.
CAAUGGGCUCAUCAGCAUCGAAACCCGCCUCGCGCGCUGCAAAUGCUGCAACCAAAGCAACCCGCCAGUACCCAUCCCGUCCAUCACCAGCAACAUCGACACAAGCAUCACCCGCACGCACGUCAAACGCCCCAUCCCAGCCCCCGCCGCCACCAGCCGCGAACCGCCAGCCAGGUCCUACCGUCCACCCACAAGCCCGCGCAAGUGGUCAGCGCAGCGAAGAUGCGUGUCAACAGAAAUCAACCUUGAUGCAUCAGAUCCAGACUUUGCUCGCUCGCUCCGCGCCGUACAACCAAACCCUACCCUUUCGCCUUCAUCGACUUUUUGCUGCACAUCCAAGCUCUCACUUCCCGAAUUCAUACGGCCAACAAGGCGGCAACAACACGACAGCGCCACCGCAACGACUAAACCCAGCAUUGCGUUUGGCAGGCGAAGCCGAAAGAGAGUUCUUGGAGGCUCGAAAGAGAGGCAGCGCUGGCAGGAGGUUCUUGGACGUGGGCACUCUGAGAAAUGUCAUCACGUUGAGAGACCAGAGGAACAUGAGUGCUGCCGAGAUCGAGAGGACUCUGGGCUUGAGAAGCGGAACUGUGGCAAAGUUGGGACCCAAGGGUGUUGUUGGUGUUGAGGGCAUACAGGACAAU